Messenger RNA from Stegastes partitus (bicolor damselfish), 7706 nucleotides. It is a transcript of the gene map3k15, whose product is annotated as mitogen-activated protein kinase kinase kinase 15. The coding region runs from base 377 to 4375 and encodes 1332 amino acids. The record is from RefSeq and is a predicted model, not a curated record. Gene Ontology annotation, biological process: cellular response to stress; MAPK cascade; protein phosphorylation. The transcript has 29 exons. Lineage: Eukaryota; Metazoa; Chordata; Actinopteri; Pomacentridae. Gene Ontology annotation, molecular function: MAP kinase kinase kinase activity; ATP binding.
AGACUUGGAGCAAGACAUGAGCUUAGUAUUGGAGCUCUCCCAGUUUAGGAGACUUUGGAACCCUAAAAAGUGUUAAUUUAACUUCUGGUAGCUACUCUCUCUCUCUCUCUCUCUGUCUCUCGGGGAUCUAGUCGGAUCCAGUCUGGGUGCAGCGGGCUUCGUGGUGCGAGAUAAUCGGCAGAUGAUGGGAGUUAAUGAGGCGGAGAUGCGGGUGGACAAACCCAGACGCGCUCCUCUCCAGCGACGACAGGCGCGCCACGAGUGAGCGAGAGGAGGACGAGACGGAGGAGCAGCAGAAUAAAGAGGGUGGAGAGGCGGACAGCGAGCGGAGAGGGAAGGAGAUAAAUACAGCAGAGACACUUCCCAGGUUUGCGCUAUGGAAACGGGGCAGAGCGCGCAGGUCGCCGACAUGGGAGGAGAGCACUCGGCCGGAGUGUGCGUACUGGAGCGGGACCGGGAGAGGGCCGACGUGUCCAGUCCCAGUCCGCCGGCGAAGCAGCGCUCCCUGCGGGUCGUGUACGUCCUGAACGACGGGCUGAAGUCGGUGAUGGCGAGCAGCCCGGAGUCCGGAGCGCUGCAGUGUCUGCAGAGAGCCUGCGACUCGGAGAGCGCGCUGCUCACCACCGUCACCUUUGGGAGACUGGACUUUGGAGAGACGUCGGUGCUGGACAGUUUCUACGAUGCAGACAUCGCGGUCGUGGACAUGAGCGACGUGUUUCGCCAGCCCUCCUUGUUUUACCACCUGGGCGUGAGGGAGAGCUUCGACAUGGCCAACAACGUUAUCCUGUACCACGACACCGACCCCGACACCGCCCAGUCACUGAAGGACAUGGUGGCGCAGAAAAACACAGCAUCCAGUGGUAACUACUACUUCAUCCCCUACAUAGUGACUCCUAACCACGAGUACAUGUGCUGCGAGAGCGACGCCCAGCGCAGGGCCAGCGAGUACAUGCAGCCCAGCUGGGACAACCUGCUGGGGCCGCUGUGCGUCCCGCUGACCGACCGCUUCACCAGCCUGCUGAAGGACAUCCACGUAACAUCCUGUGCCUCCUUUAAGGACACCCUGCUAAACGACAUCAGGAAGGCCAGAGAGAAGUACCAGGGAGAGGAGCUGGCCAAAGAGCUUUCUCGCAUCAAACUCCGAAUCGACAACACGGAGGUCCUGACGCAGGACAUCGUCAUGAACCUGCUGUUUUCCUACAGAGACAUACAGGACUAUGAUGCGAUGGUGAAGCUGGUUCAGACUCUGGAGAUGCUGCCGACUUGUGAUCUGGCGACACAACCCAUGAUCCAGUUCCACUACGCCUUCGCCCUCAACAGGAGGAACAGUCCUGGAGACAGGGAGCAGGCUCUCGGAGUGAUGCUGCAGGUGCUGCAGUCCUGCGAACAUCCUGCUCCGGACAUGUUCUGCCUCUGUGGACGAAUCUACAAGGAUAUUUUCCUCGACUCGGACUGCAAAGACACUAAAAACAGAGACAACGCCAUACAGUGGUACAGGAAAGGUUUUGAGCUGCAGCCCACUCUCUACUCUGGCAUCAACCUGGCCGUCCUCCUCAUAGUUGCUGGCCAGCAGUUUGAGAGCUCCAUGGAGCUGAGAAAAAUAGGUGUGAGGUUGAACAGUCUGCUGGGGCGCAAAGGUUCCCUGGAGAAAAUGAAUAACUACUGGGACAUCGGCCAGUUCUUCACCGUCAGCAUGCUGGCGAGCGACAUCCCUAAAGCCACUCAGGCUGCUGAGAAGCUCUUCAAACUGAAGCCACCGCUGUGGUAUUUGCGGUCAGUGGUGCAGAACUUGCAGCUGAUCCAGAGGUUUAAGAAGCAGAUGGUGGAGCAUUCUCCCCAGAGAGAACGACUCGACUUCUGGAUGGACAUCAUCGUAGAGGCCACGCAGGGAACCACCAACAGACUGCGGUUUCCAGUGUUGAUUCUGGAGCCGACCAAGAUUUACCAGCCGUCCUAUGUGUCGAUUAACAACGAGGCUGAGGAGAAGAACGUUUCUAUCUGGCAUGUUUCUCCUGCUGAAACGAAGGGGAUCCAUGAGUGGAACUUCACUGCAAUGUCUAUCAAAGGGAUCAGUAUCAGCAAGUUUGACGAGCGCUGCUGCUUCCUCUACGUCCACGACAACUCGGACGACUUCCAGAUCUACUUCUCCACUGAGGAGCAGUGCGGUCGGUUCUGCUCGAUGGUCAAAGAGAUGAUAUCUGACGGGACGGGGAACUCUGUGGAGCUGGAGGGGGAAGGUGAUGGAGAUACACUGGAGUACGAGUAUGACACCAACGAGACAGGAGACAGGGUGGUCUUGGGUCGAGGCACUUACGGAGUGGUUUAUGCUGGGAGAGACCUCAGCAACCAGGUCCGUAUCGCCAUCAAGGAGAUCCCCGAAAGAGACAGCAGGUACUCCCAGCCCCUCCAUGAAGAAAUCGCCCUUCACAAGUACCUAAAGCACAGGAACAUUGUUCAGUAUCUGGGUUCUGUUUCUGAGAACGGAUACAUCAAGAUCUUCAUGGAACAAGUGCCUGGAGGAAGCCUGUCUGCGUUGCUGCGGUCGAAAUGGGGUCCUCUGAAGGAGGCGACGAUCAUCUUCUACACCAGACAGAUCCUGGAGGGGCUACGGUACCUGCACGAGAACCAGAUCGUCCACCGAGACAUCAAGGGUGAUAAUGUGUUGGUGAACACCUACAGUGGCGUCUUGAAGAUCUCAGACUUUGGUACUUCGAAACGUUUGGCGGGAGUCAAUCCUUGUACAGAAACAUUCACAGGUACUCUGCAGUACAUGGCUCCAGAGAUCAUUGAUAAGGGCCCACGAGGCUACGGGGCCCCGGCUGACAUCUGGUCGCUGGGAUGUACCAUCAUAGAAAUGGCCACUGGGAAACCUCCAUUUCAUGAGCUGGGGGAGCCACAGGCAGCCAUGUUUAAGGUGGGCAUGUUUAAGAUCCACCCGGAGAUCCCCGAGUCUUUGUCGCUGGAAGCCAAGUCGUUCAUCCUGCGCUGCUUUGAGCCCGACCCUCACAAGAGAGCCAUCGCCUCGGACCUGCUCAGAGACACUUUUGUCAGGCACAACACCAAAGGAAAGAAGAGCAAGAUCGCCUUCAAACCAUCAGACUACAUCCAUAGCGUGUCGCUGCCGGUGCAGCUGCAGUGCGAAGCCGCCGGCAGCAGCAGCAGCGAACACGGCUCCGUGAGUCCAGACUGCGACUCCAAACACGACGUUUUCUUCCAGAAGAAGAAAAGCUCCGGCUCCGAAAACCUGCUCAAACCGCCAAACUCCAACUACCUGAGUGUUCCUGAUGAGGGUUCGGUGUCGGAGGACCGCAGUGCCCCCCCCUCGCCGGAGGACAGGGACAGCGGCCUGUUCCUGCUGAAGAAGGACAGCGAGAGACGGGCGAUUCUGUACAAAGUCCUCAAUGACGACCAGGAGAAGGUCAUCUCCAACCUCAAGGAAAACCACAUCCAGGGCAGCGAGGAGCUCCAGCUGUCUGUCGAUCACAUCAAGCAGAUCAUCUGCAUCCUUCGAGACUUCAUUCAUUCCCCGGAGAGGCGCGUCAUGGCGGCCACCAUCUCCAAACUCAAGCUGGACCUCGACUUCGACUCCACGUCCAUCAACCAGAUCCAGCUGGUGCUGUUCGGCUUCCAGGACUCGGUGAACAAGGUCCUGAGGAAUCAGCACAUCAAACCCCACUGGAUGUUCGCCAUGGACAACAUCAUCCGUCGAGCUGUGCAGGCGGCGAUCACCAUCCUCAUACCAGAGCUGCAGACCCACUUCGGCCCGGCGUCGGAGUGCGAGGGAGCCGAGAAGGAGGACGAGGUGGACGAGGAGGAAGCGGAAUUCGGUCCGGUUUUGGCGUCGCACGCCGACGACCCCGGCACGAACGCCGACCACGGGCACCCCGCCGUCAUCACGCUAAGCUCCGCCCACUGCCAGGAGCAUCAGCGCUCGCAUCAUCAGCUGGGAGCUCAGCUGGGUCGACUCAAACAGGAGACCAGCAGGCUGCUGGAGGAGCUGCUGCAGAAGGAGAAGGAGUAUCAGCAAGUGUUGAAGGCAACCCUGCAGCAGAGAACACACGACCUGGAGCUGGUCAGGGUCAGACACCGGCCACCAGACAUCUCACCUCCCUCCAUCUUCCACAUCCCAGCGGACCACGAGCCGGACAAGCAGCUCACUGAUUGGCUGAAAGAGCAGGGGGCGGACCCGGACACCGUCGACAAGUUUGUGGUGGAGGAAUACACACUGACCGACAUUCUUAACGACGUUACCAAAGACGACCUCCGCUGCCUACGUCUACGGGGCGGAGUCCUCUGCCGGAUCUGGCGUGCCAUCCAGCGGCACCGAGAGCGAGAGAGGCAGACGAGCAACAAACGCUCGGAAGACGACGCAUGAUGAGAUUGUUGGACUGCAACAAACACGCACACAUCCACACAUUACCAGCCCCGCAUGGCCAUCUUUGUUUUCUCUCUCUGUGCCUUUUCACGUUGUCGUCUCUGUGUCGUACGAACAGGACUGACUGAACCCAUGCAGAGUCCGACUGGACCAGACCAAAGCGCUUUAGUGCAGGCACUACUGUAUGUAUCUCCAUGUGCGUUUUGAGUGUUUUUGUGUGCCUCGAUGUGUUUGUGCUUGAGAAUUUUCAAAGAGAAAUUUGUACUGGCAAAUAUGGAAACAGGUAUACAGGUUUAAAGUCCGACUUACGGUUUUAAAAGUGAUUGUAAAAACACGGGUUUGAUCCUCAUAGAUGUUUUGGGUUUUUAUUAUAAGUCUAUAAAUACCACUGCUGCAGGCUAAUCUUGGUCUCUGCUGUCCUACUGUAUGUAAAGAUGGGCAACGUGUCACCACUUCCUCCACUGUACAAAAGUGAUAUCAUGUGAUAUUGAGGCCCCGCCCCCUGCUCCACCCAAAUCUGAGCUAACACCCCCUGAACUUCACAGAACCAAGCCACUGUCACCAAAAUGCUUAAGAAAAAGUGACUACUAACCCUGUAGUUGUUCAGCUAGCCUCAUAUUAACUGCUUUUCACCAUUGAUUGCUUCUGCUGUUAGCUUGCUAGCUAUGCCUUUAGCAUUAGCUUGCUAAUUUUAAUUAAGUUUCGUAUCGCAAUUUUAACUUGUUCAACACAACAACUUGUAGAUGCCAAAGACAAAUCAGUUAACCUACCUAUCAUAAAAUUAAACACUUAACAAACACUGAUGUAACUACAAGCACUGAAUAUGCCUGAAUCCAUGUUCGGGUAACAUUUGUUUGAGGUGCAUUUACAUUUUUUUUUUUUUUAAGAUGGUAUCACGUUCCAUCAGCUAACUUGAGGCAGCUUUCCACUGCAGGAUCUCGGGGCAGAUGCGUAUGAAUGUUUAUGGGAACAGCCCCUUUAAUCUGCACUUUGAGCCUUUUUUGUCUCCAACAUUAACUCCAAGUGUACCAAAAUAACGCCAAAUAGUAGCCUCUAGAGAUAACACUAGUUCCAUUAGCAUGUCGGAAACAGUACAACGGAGGGUUUGUUGUGUCUGUAUGGUGAAGUUUAUGUUAAAGUUGGCAGUGUUUGAAAGGAGAAGACUGCCACUAGUCAAAGGCAUUGAUAUAAAAGGAAAAUGGCUCUUGUUGUCCUCUUAAGGGUUUUAACAAUCAGUGUGUGGUCAGGCUCCGCAGUUUUCCAGAGUCACUCAGAAGUACCUACCCUGGGGGAAGUUCUUUUUUCUCCAGAAAGCCUUUCAAGAGGUUCACACACAAAGUUUCUGCAGUGGAAAACAGCCUAUAGGGAGCAGAGUUUAUGACCUAUACUACAACCAGCCACUAGGGGGCGAUAAAGAUGUUUUGACUUUACUUCUUCGGUGUCAUUACGUUGGCCAUCUGUACAACUUAUCUUUGGUUUACGCACAUUUGAAAGUCUGUGCAGAAUGAUUUUAUCCUACCAAACUUGACCGACGGUUUUGUUCAAGGAGUUAACGUAAUUCCGAAUAAUAAUUCAUAGUUUUGACACCAACAUCUUUAUCUUCAUUGUUACAGCAAAACACUAAUUUUUCUGAAAGCUAGGUUAUAUCCAACCGGGCAAAAGGUGUCUAAAUACAAAACAUCCGCCAAAGUCCACUAUUAAAUGAGGGGGUUGGUGCCAAAGUGGGCUAAACCACAUUUUAAUAGUUUUAGAGAAAACUGGGGUCAAAAUUUUGUGAUGCUAUAAAAAAACCAUGGUUGUUGGAAGAGUCAAUAUAUGCAUCCAAAGAUGUUUCAACACUGUCCAGAGACAAAGCAGUGUGUCUAUCUCUGGACACAGCUACUUUGUGAUGACUUAUUUAAGUUUUCAUUUUGCCUUCCCUUUGCUGAGUGCCAAAGCGGGCCAUCCUGCAUUUUCUACUUUUUGAGAAAAAACUGAGGUUUGUCUCGCUAAACAGCAUUGAAGAGUUUACAUCAUAAGGAACUAGAGAUACUUUUGAGGAUCAUGGGGUAGAAAUAGAUGCUUGGUGGUGGUGGUUAAUUAAGUUUUUAUUUUACCUUACCGUAUCUACGAGUUGAGUUUUCACUGGGCUUAAGGUUGCGCUGUCUGCCAUCUUGGACCGCAGACACUUGAAACUACCUGCCCCCGAGAUACAACAGUCAGCAAUUCCUGUGGCUUGGCCCAGCUUGCCACUGAAUUUUAAUGCCAAAACCAUUGUGGGCCCAACUUUAAAGGUGCAUUGUGACAUUGCCAGUGGGCUGUUGGUUGGACCACUUUGGCACCACCUAGUAGAUCAUAAACACUUAUCAAAAAAACAUAAAACUCAACUUUGGAUUUUUUGUGGUUUGGCCCACUUUGGCUCUGAACCCCUCAAAUGUAAUUAAAUUUGAAUUUAUAAGGGAUAAAUGUAACUUGAUCAAUGGUGAUUCAGCUCCUACACGACCAAAUCUGUAAAAUUUUAACAUUUCCAGGCAUUAUAUUCAAUCCAGUAUGAUGUAAAUGCAAAUAAAGCAGGAAGUGGCAGAAAAAGUUCGUUAAUAUAAGAAGCUAGUAUGGUUAGCAAGCUAACAACACGCUAAAAAUGCAGUUGUACAACAAGAAUGUAAAUUCCUACGUGACCACUGAAAGGCAACAUCCCUCAAACUUACAGGUAAUUGGAGAGCCUUGAGUUUUUGCAGGUCAGAGUUCAUUCAGAUUGAACUAAAUGCAUGUUGCCCAGUACCACCUGGACAUACAUCUGGAAGGCGACUAAUGAGCAAAGCAGUGUUAUUGAUCACUGGAGGCGCAAACCAGCAGACUAAUGUGCUCAUGGGCUCAACAGAAAUGUGACUAGAUACUAGUUGGACAGCAGAGAAUUGUAUGAUGUUGUCGGGUUCUACAGAUAUUUUGCAGCUAUGAAGGAGUGAACUGACUACAAGUACUACGACCAACUGAGCUGUCACACAAGCAGGAACCAAAAUCCACGAGUGACUGGAAUGAAACCGCUGACCUAAAGAUGCAUCGACUGCAACUGUUUGUCUUUAUUAUUUUCGCCAUCCACUGAAGACGGGAAAUAGAUUUCUGGCUUAAAUUUUGUAAAGUGAAAACAAUCCAGCAUGCAGUCACAUCCCAAGUGCUCAUCAUCGUCCGCCUUUAUAUUUGUACGCAUGUAAUUUAUCGGUUGUAACUUUUCUCUUUUCUCCUCUGUGUGUAUCUGUAUUUAUUUGUUGUUGUUGUUGUUUUUUUUUUUUAUUCCAACUAUCAUACGUUGUUUAAUGUGCUUUUCAACUGCAAUAAACCUGGAAAUAAUGAA